AUGGUUCGAGACCUGAUUUAUCUGACUGAUGAUUACAGCAUCCGCUGUUGCUACGGCAUACUUGUAUUUAAUUACUGGGUGCCUUUCGAUCCUACGAAAAAGGACGUGACCACUAAAAGGCGGCUGCACAUCUUUCUAUACGGGUUCGAUAUGCAUGUAUUUAACCGAAACUCAUUUUACGGUGGAUCUACCUUAAGUGAAAAGAAUUAUUCAAAUGCAAGUCAUCAGUCACAAUCUCGGCGCAAUGUGCAGCAGGAAGAUACACUGGGAUGGAUUUGGACAAAAUUCGAACGCCUCUUUCCAGUUGUUAGAUUCCAUUUGGAAAUGUCAAAGUUUUGCUUCGGUAAUCACCUCAUUCCUCGUGCUUUUGUUCUGACAUGCCAAAAGGCGCAUGGAACGUACACCCAAAAGCGCGCCACUUGGCGGUAUGAUAAGUAUCAGCACUGGGUUUCUUUGGAUUUUUAUGAUUUUAUGGGAUCAUUGGUACCAGUUUCUAAGUAUUCUGGGCAUUACGCUGUUGAAGAACCACCACAAAAGGCAGAUACUUUUCGCGUAUUUUCUCUCGGACGGGGCAAGAUUACGUAUUAUCAAGACCAGCCAGGUAUUAAAAAUUGUAAUUUGCUGAAUUUCCUUGCCAUAAUUUCUGCUGAAUUUUUAGGUUUGAUUUCUGUUGAAUCGGAAGAUGUACAACUUAGCGAAAAUCGGGAGUCAACCUUUUCUACGUUUCCAGAGUGGAAAAUGAUAAUAAAUGUAGAAAAAGAUUUUCUCUUAGCGUAUGGACCCUGGGCUGAUCGCCAACGUGAAAUGCUAUGGAAGUUUUUCUUCCCACCAACCUAUCGGCCAGCCGAGGUAACCCCGGCUCCUUCUGUUGGGAAAUUUCGCACAACUCAAAAGUUUACUUUGGACAUUUCCAGUUCGACCACUGUACAAAUGGACCUCUGGUUUGUUCAGGACAAGAAUAAGUCAAAUAAGUUCGCCCUCCAUGGUGGACCUGAUUCUACCUUCAAGCUGUCAAUGCCCUGGGUGAUAAGAAAGGAUGGCAGUACUGUAGAGAUGGCUUUAAGUCUAGCAAAAGGUAGUUUGGUGACAGACUGCUUGUGGCACAACCUCAUUACAUCUUCCUGGUUUGACCUUCAAUUGAGUGUGCACUACCCAAGGCACUGGAACUCUCUACAAACAUGGACUUUCAAUCUGAAUGGCCAGGAUACAAUCUUUUCCAUGCUCUAUACACAGAAGACGUACUUCAAAGGUGUGUAUCUUGAAUUCAGAUGGACUAAUGACCACUUUUCGUCCAUUUGUUUACUUGUGAUCUUUAUACUCCGUAUCAAUUAUUCCAUUUCGGUUAAUGCUUUUUUAUUCUUCCCAGCGUUUGUGUCUUUCUGCACGGAAAAGUUCAACUUUGGUUUUGAUUUGCCAUUCAUCGACUUCCUACCAGCUACUGUUCCAAUCAAAUUUGACAUUACUGCCUUGUCCGCCUCGCUGUGUCUUUCAGCCCCAGAAACCAGCACUCUCCUCUAUUUGAUCAAGGAAAUGCAUGAGAAUCUCAGGCUUGCCGGUAGUAAUUGCAAACCACAGAAAAAUAACCCAUUCAAAGUUAUUGAGGAGACUCUCCCGAAUCUCGAAACGUCUGCCCGAGUACAGUUGAAUUCGAACUGCUGUUAUGAAGAAAGAUGCGUUUUUCGGCGAGACUUAGUGAUUCUUCUUGUUUUAAAGACGCAGGCGCUAUUGGAUCGAAUGCUGGCGGGCACCCAGGGUUCACUUGAAGAUCGGAUUUUGGCACCACGGGACCCUGAGGAGACUGCACUCGGUGAUCUGCGUCCCGAAGGGUCGAAGGCUCGUGGGCCCACGGAAUCCGAGUUAGUCAGGUUCAAUUUCGAUCCUUCGUAUAUGCAAGCCGACCAACUGGACGUUCACGUGGCUAUUCCUAGCUCCCAGCUCCUCUUUUACGGUGCUCUGAUUCGCUAUAUCAUUCAUUUUAAGGAAAACUACUUUGGUUGCUACCAGACGCCUAUAACGACGGAAGACCUAAAGGUGUAUGGAGUUAAUGAAAAGGGGGAUGGAUGCUUAGUGCCCCCACAUAUUUCUGCGCAUGACCAUCCAGGCAAAUCAAAUAAUGUGGUGGAUCCUCGUGAAUAUCGGCCUUUUGCGGUCCGAGUCACGGUCUCCAUUCACAAUCUGCAGGCGCAUUUACCUAUGCACACCAGUUCAGAAAUACCUCUGUGUCCAACAGCUUUCCUCGAUUGCAUAGGAUUUGAAAUGGAUAAGAAUUUUAAUGAAACAAAACUACAACUUCUCUUUUCACCCGUUCUUCUCUGCGUUUUUGAUAAAUGCAAUGCCUAUCGUCCACCCAACGCCGAUAACCUCAGCACAGGUAGGGCUCAGCUGACCGGAUUCGAGCUCAGAGGACAUGCAAUGUUCAGCAACAGGGGUCUCCCAUUGAAGGCGGAUACAGUGGAAUACGCCUGGCUCUUUGAGAUCACGUGCGGUACCCUAACUGGGCAACUAACUGCACCCCAAGUUUCCUCCCUCGUACAGAGUGUCUCAAGCCUCAUAUUCUCAGCUAUUGAUUUGGAGAAUGCCAUUCUCUCUCGUAGAUCGGGAGAGCUUUGCCAACACGCUCUAGACCCUACCCAGUGUUCGUUCUGGACGAGCAAAUCACCUGGCGCAAAGUUGUGUCCAACAGAGAUUGAACUCAAGUAUCGCCUUUUUCGGUUCAACUUGGAUGGUGCGGAACUGGCUAUCGUGGAGUCGGGCACGUGCCUAAUGAUCAUGCUGGAUGCUGUCCGUGUGGCCCGCUGCAACAUGCAUGACGUCCACUCUCGCGACGGCAUCUCUGUUUUCCUUCCUCGUGUGCAGUUCCUUCAGUUGAUUAAACCCAUCAAAUUGGCAUCACAAACACUGGCUAAGGAUGGUACACUACAUAGCUCUUCUGCCAAGACACCUUUGACGUCUCAGCCUUGGUUGGAGGCGGGUUCUCUUGGCUUCGGUCCUGUUCAUCUUCACUCGGGCAUUUCGGGUCUGGACCACGCCUAUCGUGACCCUCAGCUGGUUUUUAUUCGUCACCAUGAUGCUGCCUCUCAUCGUCUCUGGUUUCUCUGGCUUCCGCACGACUCCGUGAUAUCCUCCGAUGCAGCUGUGCGAUGCGGCUGCUAUGGCAACUGUGCCUUUUUUGGCCCAAACGCAUCGGGUAAAAUGCUUCUCGAUGAGGUGUUAACUGGUGUAUUCUCUAGACGCGCUGUCUUCUUUUCCGGAUUAAACUCAAACCCGUCCGAAAUCACAGAAGACGGUCCACUCAGGCAUCCUUUUUCAAUUCUAAACACUAACAGAACCUCUUUCAAUGCUGGCACGACGGAGCGUAGUCUUGGGGUCAAUUUUGGAGAGAGUCUUUUUGAGCCAGAUCAAUUGGUCUUCCAGUUGCAUAACUCAAAUGUUUGUUCGGACACCUCAAAUGGCUUUGCCCUUAUGCGGAUGGAUGUACUGAUGGCGGAUGAAGCGGCUAAGUUUGAAACAUCGACUCUCUCCCAAUUGUGUUACUGUUCCUCUGAGGAAGACAGGGAAGAAGAGGAGAACGCAGAUUCUUCAUUAGCUACACUAUCCUCUUCAAGCGGUGAUGAACCUCAAGACUUUAAAUUGACUGAAAGCCUUGGGGGAAAAGGAGGAAAGCAUGAAAGAAGAAGGGGUAGAGGCAAUCGCGCUCGUUCAUCCACUGCAUCUUUGGAGAAGCCGUUGUUUGGAGAAGAAGAAGAUGGUGCGCUAACUAGUGAUCGCGAUGGUUCAGCGCCCGGCCUUUCACUAACAAGUCUUCCCGAUGGUCUGUCGGUCGGGCUUCCAGCAGCUCAGGUUUUACCUCCCCCACCUCCACCCAGGCAGUUAGUCUCUGAUGCAUCGGCAACGCGCAUUUCCACCAGUUCUGUCCCCCUCUUCACUGACACUUCGGACACGCCCUUUAAUCAACGAAGAGGCAGCACAAGCUCUUUGCGGUUCACUCAUGGACCCUCGAAAGCAUCUGACGAAUCGACCCUUUCCGGUGAAGAUUUCACGGCAAAAUAUGUCGAUCUUCAUGGACAGUUAAAUCGUCCCAUCACAGAAAGCAGUCUUUUGAGAACAGCGUAUGAGCGACAUUUGAAUCGUUACAUAGCCAACACCGAGCUGUGUCCCCCAUUGCGAUUAAGGCAUCGCUGGCGAGUCUGUCGACGCUUUCGAGGUCGCCAGCACUGUACAGUUGAUGUGGGAAAGGGUGAAAAUGGUGAGAGACUGGUAGACGCAAGGCCCAAGUGCGGUUGCCGGAUUGGAAUUGCCAAGGCUCCUGAGUUCCUUUGUUCUGCCACUGGUUUCUCAUUCCGAUCCAUGGUGGAUGCCAUGUCUGAGACAACGAUUUCGGAGACCACACCAACCAGCAUUACUCAUCCUGAAGGCGGUAGUCCUGCUCCUUCGUCCUUUCGAAUCUCUGAUCUUCGACCAUUGCUCUAUCCUCACUGCUGCAAUGCGCAGGUAUGCGAAUCUUCUGCCGCGUCGGUCUCUCGUUCCUCCACCACAGUUUCAGUUCUCGGGCCGGUUGAUAUCUUUCUCACUCCACUCUGCACCGAAUGCAUCGAUAGAUAUAUAACAAUUAUGGCACCAGUUUUGGCAAAUCGUUCUCCGAGCUCUGUUAUCGACGAGCUACACUUCAAGUGUAUCCUUUCCGCUGGUCGUCAGGGCAAAGUGCUCUAUGAACAGCUGAAGCACCAAAACCCUCAAAGUAGCUCAGAUCCUAAGUCACCUUCCUCGCCGUCAUUGCAACAGCAUACAAAACGCUCCAUAUUCUUUGAUCAAUUCUCUGAGAACGCUCUAUGGUUCCACAAAAUUGGUGGUGAUCAUGGCCCUACUUUCACCGACACACAAGCGGGUCACCGCGAUCGCUCCGUCUCUUCUUUCCAUGCACCAAGUAUGGAUGACUCUAGUGAAACACCGAGCACCGUACUUCCGAGGUCUCACAGACAACUACUUCCUUUCUCGGAUAGUCGCUACCACCUUGCCGAGGAGAACAACCUUGUGGGUUUUCUCUCCCUCGGUCGUGUAAAUAUAGGAUUUAUGCAAAUUUACGCAGUGGAGGACAUCGUCACUGUUGACAGUCUUUCCUUGGGUUUGCAUGAUCUUACCUGCGUCUCACUGCUCACUCUCGCCGUGGACAUGGUUAAAAUAGAGGUUCUUAACAAUAGACGAAUUCUCCAUUACGGCGUAGAAUCCCGUGAACUGACGUCAUCAUCACACGGAUUUUCUCCGGACCUCCUUUCGCACAAGUUGGCGGGCGAGAGAAGGUUAAGCAAGGUUCAAGAAGAGCAUGAUGACGAUACUUCUACCGCUGUUUCUCCACUUCUCUCCUCUCCCCUUCGCUCAGAUGCAGUUACUCUACGUCCUGAUAGUCAAGCCUCCGCUUUGAUUUCUAGUUUAAGAAAACGCUACGCUGAAGGUGAUGUGGAAACCGGAUUGCCACUACCCUUACCUGCGACUCAGUCUUCUCCUUCCAAGGUUGUUAGCGCCACAGAGGUUCGCCACACUGAGCGCCUCGUCUGCAACUUCUCUAUCUCUCGCAUCCACUCGCAGCUCCGUCGACUCACACGCGAGUCUUCAUUCACGCCCGAGGUUCUCCUCACUGCUAUUCCCUUCUCUGCCUCGCGUGUUUUCUUUGCCUUUGAUGCGGAUCAGCAGUCGCGAUUAGUCACACGCAAGUCGUCGCCAGCUGGCGGACUCUACACAGGCGUACAUGGGCCUGCACAGGCCAGCCUUGCUCCUUCUCUUCACUCUUACAAACCCUCAAUUUCAACUCCUAGUCCUUCUGAUUCUUUGCUACCUGGGCAUUCUGCGGGCUGGAUUAUGUUUGAGUCUGGUAUGGAAGAGCUAACAUUGCUUUUUGUUCAGCGAAGAGGCUAUGGGGACUCCUUGGAAGAGAGACCUGAAUCAAGGAAUACUAAUAAAAAGCUUACAUCUACUGCGAGCGUGUACCCUUCACAGGAAGGGAAUGUGGAGACUGAGGAGGAUAGUGUUGAUCCCAAUCGGAACACUGGAUGUAGUCCCACUCUCGUAGGUGAUUUUGAAAACAAGGCCCUCAAGGAUGAUGGCGAUGAUGAAAAUGAAGGAAUUAGGAAUGCUUUUUUAAUGAACUUGCAUGUCAAAACCGUUUGGCUCAACUUUCCUGCUCCCAAGCAUUUACCAAACAAGCGCCGUGUCGAAAUUAUACGAUCCGACUGGAACUUUUUAAGCACUGUGACUCCAACAGUGAAUGCGUGGAUCGGACCCUGCAACCGCCUUGCAUCAAAUUCGAAGCAUUUUAUCUCCAUCACGGAACGGCGAACCCUCUCGGUUCUCGCCUGUCUUAUGAUGGAGGCAGUGAACGGGGAUAAGCCUCUACCUGACUUCCGUUUCAGCUCCCUCGAAGAUGAGAUGUUUAGCACUUACUCAACUCUGCGCACACCAGAUGCACGUAGGCUUCGCUACGAUCCCUCUUGCCAGAUAUUCACCACCCUCAGACGCUAUCUACAGGCCCUUCGAAAGCAGAAUAGUCAGGAAUUUGUUGAUGCCAAACUGAAUGAGUGGCUGCGUGAAUCUGUUCUCCCUGAGAAAAUGAUGCUUCUUCGUGGUCUUUUUCUCAUUCUCCGCGAGUGGCGAGUUGCUGUCGACGUCAUGGUUUUAGCUACUGUUCCUCCGGUAAUAACUCGAAAACUCACUGCUCUGUUAAGUCGGAAGAAGGAGCAUGCAAAUGACGGUAGAAAUACAGUUUUUUCUCAUGACCCCGUGGAGCGUCGACCAUCAGGACUGACGUUGCGGAUGUUUGAGUUGUUGACGCAGAAUCCGGGUAGUUCAUCACGCACUCUUAAUCCUGCUGGGGAUCGUCUUCAAAACCAGGUUUCGGGAACAGUGGAGGAGGUGGAUGACAUCGAGGAAUCCGAUCUGGAUGACGAAUCUCUCGUUAAUGAUUCGCGAGUUCGUUGUGAAAAUACUAUCCUCUAUCGUUUUCUACAGGAUGCUCAGCAUGGCAUAAGACACGGAGGCUCUAGUGCCAACAUUCUGGAUGCUGCUGAAUCCUCACCAAACUACAGAAGCACUGCGACUUAUCAAUCGCAGCAGGCUCAAGUAGAUACGGAACCGGAGGUGACGUUUCGUCCGAAAGCUAACGAGAGUGGGAGGAAUGGUCAGCAGCAUCAUCGUUUACCCUCCAUCACCUCGGAAAACGUGAAUCAGAUCAAUCAUUUGAGAGGUCAAUUCCGUUUCGUUGACGACGCACAACGACUUUUCAGACCUCUACUCGAGGCCAUAGGCGUUAACAUUAAGGGCGUCCGUCGUAGCGCGCUGAUGAAGAAGUUUGGGGGCCUCUUUGCGGCUGAGGGCAUGCUCGACUGUUUUCAGAUUGAGAUAUGCGAUUCUUUGGAGAACCCGCUGCAGAAAUUUAAGCCUUCAUUAUCGAGCUCAACUUUGACUGCUGAGAACACGGGGUCUUACCGUUUGGGAGCAAGCACUCUGCCAAAGGUCAAUGUCAGCGCCGUUCCAGCCGCACCGAGAUCUGUCACGGGUAUUCCCAGUCCCUCCACCCAAAGAGCGCUGAUGUGUCAUCGGUUCUCCACCAAAAUCACUCUUCGUGACGUCGUUGGAUUUGGCAAGCAAGAUGGUGCUAAUUUGCGACUGGGUGAUGUGGAACUGCGCUCUACGACGACUAAAAUAAUAGCGGAUCUUCAUGUGGACAGCAUCAGUCAGCACUCAAAUAUGCCCCUUUUCAGGCUUACCCACCAAUUUGUUACAAUGUUUUAUUGCGCUCGCGAUGCGCAGAAUUCAGCAGAAAGGAGAAGAAAUCUCAUUGUUUGUAAGGCUACCUUUGAUGCCAAAGAUUCAGUGACGGAUACAGUUGAGACCGGAAGUACUCUCAAAUCGCGUCCAGAUUAUAUUCGGCUCAGUGGUCAAUCUCAAGGUAGCACAAUCGAUAGUGCUGCUCAUCAGCCUCUUGCCAAUGCCGGUGAUACAAGAGAACCAUCCUUUGGAAGUGCGCCUGUAUCGAUACCCGGUCAAGGCUCUCAGCAUCUGCCAUCCCCUUUCGAGUCUUCCCAAGACCCUUCAUUCGGUAGGGAUGCUGGACCGUCCACCAAUCCCCCUAUAUUGGGUACAGGAGCCCGGGACAAAUCCUUUGAUAUGCCUCACUUAACUGCCGCUGGUCAGCUUCCGCUGGUCCCGGUUGAUGCUGGUGAAGCAGUCCAAUCCUCUUCGAUUCCUGAAUGUUGGAGGAGAAUGCUGCGCUAUAUAGAUCUCUACUCAACAGUUCCUGAGACGAAAAAUGUCACAAAGAGGGCGUCUGUCAUGCCAACAAUAUUGGAGGAAAAUGAUUACUUCUGUCCUGCUAAUAUGGAAGUAGCUGUAAUGAAUCCAUCGGAGCCCUAUUUUUACUUCAUCUGCACACACUUACAGGCAAUGGGACACAAGGAAGAAGCUGCGACUCAUCUAGGCGGUGUUGCGGGUCUUGUGGGAGGAUCUACCUCGCGCUUCUCCUUUAUGGGCGGCCGCCACGACACCACAGUGGACCUGGAGGCGGGUCUAGGACAACGCCACUCCGCCACAUCCGUGUCCGCAUCGUUUGACUCGGUGACGGGGCCUAGGCGUGGCGAGCGGAGCAUGGUUCCUUCGCCCUGGUUCAAGACCUCUGAGCGCAUCCCCACUGUGGUACUCGUCACCAUGCGUGUUCGCCAAAUGACCGUUUCUGCAGUUCUCUCUGAGGUCAAUCUCACCGCUGUGGUGCGUAGAAUCCAUGGCUCCUUCACCAAAACCAAUCGAGUUCGAGGUCAUAGUUUGUUCAAGGAAAGGUCGUCAAACUUUAGUUUUUCUGGUCACUUUGGAGACGGUGAUGUUCGGUUGACUGAAGGGAUUGGCAAAUUUGCACAGGAAGCUGCUUGCAUGAAAGUCGAUCAUUCUCACGUCUUACUCUCCUGUGUACGAUCGUCGCGCCAUGGUGAAAGAAAUGCUUGUGUCAUAGGGUUGGGGCAUGUUGAAAUCACUGUACCUCAUCAUCCAGUGCGCCUUCAUGGAAUGGUUCAACGGCAGGCAAGGCACCUUAGUACUACUGUCUCUGAAUUUCUCCAACUUCCCAAUAGUCCUAUCAUCCCUUCAUCCACCGGUAGUCGGAAACGAACUUGCAUGGACGGGGGAUUGACAGCGAACUUGGAAGAAUUCAGUCACAGAUCAGGAGCUGAAGAUCAUCUUCUUGGCAACGAUGGUGAAAACGGUCCACACCUAAUCGUCAAUAUGACAGCCGUCGCAAGAGGCCUCACUGUUAAUGUCUCCCUUCAUCCUACUCUCAAUGCCAUCUACACUGUGGAUCCUGUUUACUUCUUGGGACAGGUCGGACCAAACGGGUAUUUGGAUGUGACCGUUAACAAACAUGCGCUCAGUUUUCAAUCUCUGCAACUGCCAAUCAUGUUUCCACGGUCUGUUAGUUUAAGUUUGCCAAAGAUUUUGGCAUUUUUGGCUCGGCGGCAGUCACCUGGCGGACACUGCAUUCUCGGCCCCAGCGGUGAACGAAUAGUUCCUCAUGGAUUGACAUCUCGCGAAGGCUCCUACCUCGAUGCGCAGGUUUCGGUUGGCUUCUUUGAGCAACGCUUGCCCUCCGAUAGGCUCAACUACAUAAUGGUUGUCGUCAAGCUCCUCAUGAAGGAGAUAAAUGAGGUGAUCCGGAAAAUGGCGGGUGAACAACAGCCUUGGCAAACGGAUGCAGCAACGCCGGCAGGUCAGCUUCACUCUCGAUUUUUACAGCAACAUCACCAGCAGCAGCAAACUCCCCUCUUCCGUCGGUGUUCAGCUUCAAUGAUCCCACCUGAGCCCCUCUUGGAAGUAUCUGCGGCUCCUCCCAAUCGAUUCUCUGUUUCCAGUCGUUUCAGUUUCCGUUUGAAAUUCGGUGGGAUUCUUCUCCUUGCCAAGACCUUUAAUGGUGCGGUAAAAUUUGAGACUUCAGAAAUGCAUGUUGAACUGUCGAACAGAAUCGGUAGGAAUCAUAACAGCUGGUACACUGACUCCUCUUCCUCGUUCUCCGCGCGACCCCAGCAUGACCUCUCAGGCUCAACACCACCUGUUAAGACAGAAAAAGCCCAGCCUGCACAGGAUUCUAACUCUCGACCACAGGCUCCCUCGGAUACGCUCUCGUUCACAAGUUCUGAAUCAAUUCUCAUCUACGCCAAGAUCGAUCACAUGAGCGUUGAACUUGGACAUCUUGAUCAGGACGUCUUUUACGAGGUGUGGGAUCAGGAGUUUCGCACCCUAGCCUUCUUCCGCACAGCUAUCGCUCUCCGCUCGCUUCUAGCGGAGGAAAUAAAUCUUCCCGCCAAUCAACAGAUACACCGGAAUUCAUUACUUCGCAACUAUGAAGAGGGUUUCUCUCGUUCUUCCCACUCCCGCUCUAUGCCUCCUCGUACUGAUGGCGACAUCGCUGAUACAAGUGGUGGCAAUGGUGGUUGCGCAGACGGACAUUCCAGUACAACUAGCGGUGCUAGUAGUGUUGUUUUCACACCAGUUGAUGAAGCAGGUAGCAGUGGUGCUGUUUCCACUGUUGGUCAGGAGGCCUUUUUAGUAUCGCUCCGCCAUCCGAUCAUUUGGGCAAAACCUUCGGCCUUUGAUAGAGCAAUACUUCUAUGGAUGGUCUAUAACAGCGAAUUUGCUAAAUGGAAUGAACAUAUUCAGCAGUUGGAUUCAUUGUCCGGUGAAGCAAACGUUACUUCUCCUAACGCAGAGAGGAGUCAUCAUCGCGCAGCUUCUGCGGCACCACCAACGCCUGCAUUUCCCACCGCCCCUGUGCCCUUGCGCUCCGUAGCCUCACCCAGCCUCUCGAGCCCUUCGUCAGCGGACAACACGAGCUCUGGUGGCACUGGCAGCCUCCCCAAGCGCAAACAGUUGCGCGAUCCCACAUCACAGCCACCUCUACCGGUGCCCUCUGGCCCUAUCCUCUUCUUUCAACUCAAUGUAGAGGAUCUGGGCAUCUGCUUACCCACUAAUAUUCUUCAGUUAGGUCCUCAAUCUAUGGAAGUCGAUUCUCGAACUGCGCUUGUGUUAACUUUGGAGCAGAGUCGUAUUUCUGCCUGUCUUCGGGGCUCUCUAGUUAGUGAGGGUGAAUUUAUAGACUUUUGUCUAAGAUUUGAUGACGAUUUCAACGUUGGUUCUGAUGAUUGGAAGCCGGAUAAGACCCGCUCAACGGUGACCGUCAAGAAGGAAGAGCAUUUGGUCAUUAUGAACGCGUGUGUGGUGCCCAGGGGUACAUUCCGAGUCUGUUGGAAGGCUGUUGAGGCUCUACGUGCAGAAGAGCGUGGUCGAUGGCUAGUGAAGAUUCAGUAUCAGAUGCGAGGUCUCGAUGUACACAUGGAUGACAAUAUUGGACGUCGGUUGAACGCCCUCUUCGACAUUCUUACCACCGUGGCUAAUGUCGAAGGGGAACAGCAGGCUUCUGGCUGUACUGCUGGCGGCGGUGGUGAAACAGAAACAGGGAUUGGAAAUGGUGCCGUUGACGAAUGCUCCUCCUUUCAACCUAGCCUUUCCAUCGAUGAUGAGACUGAUAACGUCUUCUCUUCUCGAACCAAGGCUCUCGAUUAUCCAAUCCUCCCUAUCGAAACUACUAACUUGGAAAUUCAACGUCGAUCUAGCCAAUACCGACGUCUCAAGUGGAGCAAUCUUCGAAGGAAGGCAACAAUACCUUCUUUCCAUCGUCGUGGUCUUCACAGAACUAGCUCUCUGAACAAGGAUGAAAGAUAUGAUAAAUGGUCAGUGCUGAAAAGACUCACAAAUGGCAUCACUGCGUGUUAUGGGCUAGGUCAACCUAAGCAAACUAAUAGUGCCGUGCCCUCUCCUACUCCUACUGAAGACGAUGGUGAUCUUGUAAGCGCUGCGGGCUCAUCAAACGCCUGUGAUCAAGCUACGUCUUCUCAAACCAAUUCCAUCUACUUUGACAUUGAGGAUCCAAUCUCAGGCGAUCGUCAAUCUGCUGUAUCUACUCAUCUAACUAAGACACCGUCAAUUUUUCGAAUCGAUAAGUUUCCUCAUCAUAAAGCAGACACUUAUUCUCUGCAAGAUGAAUGUCUUAUCAGUGUCGCAAAAAUGAAUGGAGACCAGACCACUUCUGUUCGAGGGAAAUUCCGACAGCCUCCCACACCACCUCCUCGAAAGCACACCUCUGCUUCAUCCGUUCUUAAAACUACAAAGCAGUCACCUUUCUCCAGCUCCCCUAUAGAGAAGUCCCCUCGAAGUAGCCUACUUUUGGAACUGGAUGUCAAUAUUCACGUAGACUCCGGUAGAUGUGGUCUGCAUCCUCGUUUACCCAAGCAGGAAGGAGGUGGAAAAUCAAUUUGGCCUACUUCGCCGGCUAUAGGUAGCCCUUCUUCUUUGCAAGACGAACUUUACAAGGCCUAUCUGGCCAGAUACAAGAGACAACUCUCCCAGGAUCCCCUCUUAAAACCAACUGAUAUCUCCGUGUUUUAUCUGCCUGCACUUGAUGUUGGACUACACUACAAAUCACACACGAACUACGACCUCUGGAAUCAACAAGCCUACCACACAUCUGUGGAGAUGCCUAAGGCGAGGCAAAAGAUGGGCGUCGGUGACGGGAUCAAGACUGGCGAGAUUACGCUUGAACCAAAAAACGACACUCUAACAGCUACUACUGAUGAGAUGGGCAAGGAGGCCGAAGUGGAAGUGAAGGCAACGGGAGAAGCGUCGAACAGUGACGCUGAGCAUUAUCCAGACCCCUCUCACAGGCUCACGUCGGGUACAAACAACUCCGUUGGUGCCUACCCUGACGUUGGUCGCUCUGCUGACCUUUAUGCCAGUGUUGUCCUUCAGAAACUACCACAGUCAUUGAUCGUACAUCCAGGCUUGUUGGAUUUCUUGGAACAGGCGUUGGAAAAUCUUCCAGCUGCAUUGGAUUCUGAGUCGGAUGAUGGUCAAUCGACGCAGCCAAAGUCCUCUGUACAAUUCAACGACGCCCUGAUGACAAGCACGAAGGCAUUUUUGGUUGACGUAGUCGUUCAUCUAUGCAUCAAGCCAUCCAGUAUUCGUUUCCUUUGUCUACCUGCUUCCCAAAUGCAAUGUCUUAUCACUCUUCCAUCGUUGAAUGUGAUAUUCUCCACCGAACGUCUUGCUGAAGAAAAUUUGAAGGAUACUGGCACUCUUUCUAACCUAGUUGCAUUCUCAUGUACUCCUAAUUCAUUGAUGUCGUUCAAUAUUAAGCAUCUCAUUAAUGAUGUCUUGCUAUUCUUCCCAUUUGAUGCUUAUAAUCUUGGAUUUGCAGAUGGAAAGCCCGCUGGUCGCCUCUCGAUUACAGCCAAUUUAGCUGAUAAUAUCGUCCUCGGAGACCUUGUGUCUGCCAGUGGUCUUAAUGUGACUGCUAUUCUUAACGAAUUCCGUAUGUCUGUAUUUCACCCUUAUGGUGGAGGCAUCGGGGGUGUUCUACGACCUUCAACGGAGGUAGAAGGUACAUCACCAGGUGACUCUCUGACACUAAAGGUGCGAGACAUACGACUCAAUAUCAGCCGUACUGUCCAGACCAACGUCGUGGGCCAACAGCAACAGCAGUCACGCCAAUCCGGUGACCUCAGUACUCUGCCCGACGUGCGUGCUGCCACCGCCACCAUGACUAGCUACGUCACUGCCAGCUCCGGCGCUAACAGCAUAUCCCUUCAUAACAUCGUUCGUUUCUCCGGGGUUAUUGACAUCGGUGUGGCAGAAUUCAAGUGCGACACAAGAAGGAGCUUGGAGAUUUUACACAUUCCAAAGGCGUGGUAUAGGAAUAGCCUUGCUAGAGCGCUCUUCAUUGGAAAGGACUCGAAAAUACCUCGUGCCGGCCUUCUAUCAUAUUUUCUCUAUCGAAUCCUUUUUCCUUGCAUGUUCGACGAAAGUGAGCACUACGUAGCGAAAUUUAUAUUUUGUAUUCACGUUAAAGAAUCAGUGGGGUCAAUAGGCGUAUCAGGGCCCUCUCGAAUCGACGAUGAUAACACAGAAGAUGACAGUGACGUCGUGGUCAGUGAGGACGAGACAGCUGAGAGAAUACCGAAGAACCGCGCCACCCCGCCAACCACUGGCGUGGAUGAUCCUCUCGCCAACUGGUUGCAAAAAGGACCUCGGCUAAAAGGUACGUUUUGUAGUGUUAAUGCUGAUUUGCUUAUUCUUUUGCCUUUAGGCAAGGCUAGGAUCGGCGCGGGUACGGCUGCGGCUCCAAUCAAGCUUAUCGCUACCACUGAACGAGCAUCGAAGCGUCGUAGUGCCACAACGCCUCGCGAGGGUCUGACAGAAUCGCCCACGGUCCAGACAGUUUCCAAUACAACUACUCUGCCUCCCCUAAUUCCAACAAAUUGUCAUGCUCCCGAAGGUGGCCUCUCUUCCACUAGUCGUGGAGGUGGAGCCAAGGUGGUCUCUUGGCAAGCUCUUCCCAUAUUCUAUGUCAAAAUUGGCAAUUUGGACAUUAAGACUUACAUGGGAAGCGCCAUGGGUAGGACAAAACUCGAUGUGAAAAAUGUGUUUUGCGAUGGACGGCUGUAUCAAGACUCUUCCAAGCGCAGACAUGGUUCUCUGGGCGCGGGAGUGCAUCUCUGCCAAUUCACCAGUGAGCAGGGUGUUGUAGGAGGCGAGUUCACCCUGUUAGACUUAGAAUCGCGCAUUCACUUUAAGGAGGAUCCUCGCUGCGAUCCUCAGCACAGUGCUGAAUUGCUCAUGCGCGGUCUUCAGUUGCGUAUUGAGUAUAUGAACACAAACAUAGUUUUUCUUCGAAUUAACCAAGCUGAGAUGUAUCUUAACGAUGAAUGGCACCUACGGGAGGCGGACCACCUCUCAGUGAGCGGAAUGGGGGAUGAAAAUGAAAGUAGCGCUACUGUUCUUGCCUCGCGAAGAUUCUCCUCUCCUUCGCCAGGCAGUGAGAACGCCGAGGCCGUCAUGACUGCCAAUAUUGGUGCUCCACCUGUCUACGUUAUGAUUGCCGGUGAAAUAAACUGGGAUCAACUUCAGGUAGCGAUUGCCCGGACGACCACAGUUGAUUUAAUGCGCUCGGCACGCAAAGUACGAGAAUACUUUGAAGAACAAUUGCGUGAGGGUCGUAACAGUUGGAUAGGCCAGGGCGACUAUCUUUUGCGACCGGAUAACUCCAGCGUAGGCGUGAUGGUGGACACCUCUAGCACUCCUGGCGAUAGCCUUUCACUCCCUACGGGGAGUGGGGAAACUUUGGAAGUCGUCGAACCAAUGGCUGUGAGCGCUGCUCUGGGCUUCCUCUGCACUGAUGCAAACGUGGACAAAUUGCUGCAACGCCACUGGCAGCGUCCUAUGCUAGAAGCCAUCAGAGCCUGUCUAGCACACAUCGGUACACAGGCACCCCUCGUCCGACGUAGUCUUCUAGAGUCCACUGCACCUCCCAAUGAGAAUUCCGUUCCUCCGGUUUUGGGAGGCUCACUUCAGCUGGCUGGCAACUCGCUUGCCCUUGCCUGUUUUGCGGGGACCUUUAGAUCGGCUCCUGAUUGGGCUGUCUUCAAUAUGCAACAUCCUACCAUCUGCUUCGAGACGGAAGCACAGAGGGAACCGCGACAACGCCCUAUGCGGAUGGGAAAGGGUUCAACACUGAAUAAGAAAUCAGUGGCCUUUGCUUGUGAGGAUUCCGAGAGACUUCCGGAGAGCAUUGACGAGGUGGGCGGGUGGUUGAACGUACGGCAAGUGCUGAGCUUUGAUCUAGGUCAUCAGUUGCAGUACCGACCCCAGACCGCCUAUGUGUUGCGUGUGAGGCGCGGUCGUGAACAGAACCCCGUUAAAUUGCCCGUCACACCCACUAUCGCUGAGUGGCUGGAAUUUAUGUUUACAGCUGUUGACAUCACCGUUCUCAGUCAUGUCCGCGGAGCUAAUCCUCACUACGCCUCGGAUGUUGUAAAGCUCACUGAGUUCUCUGUCGAUUUUGCUGUCUAUCUGCCGUCAACAAGCGAUUCACUUCGUCGCCGUUUUGACGGAAUGCAAACAAGUGUCUCCCCUGACCGUCCUAUCACCGCAUAUCCAACCUCUGGUGUCGUGGUGACGCCUAGGCGUCCCAAUCCUCUGAAGCCUCCAACAGAGGCAGAGAUACUCUUUGUUCUACCUUCCGUUUCGAUGCGUUUGACCAGUGAUCAGCGUCAGAGUAUGGCUCAUCCCAGGGUCUCCGAGCUCCUCCUCUUCUCCCGUGACUUGCAACACGAAAAGGCGACUGCGGCUGCAGAGGCGGCUAAGAAGUCGAAGGUCGCAACGGCAACAGGACCUACACCUCCUGACGGGGAAGAAGAGGAGACACGGGAGGGUCAUGGCAGCAGUAGUGGUGAUGGUGAGGAGGAAGAAGAAAGCGAGCGAGGAACCGAAAAUUCCUCUGCCAAGGUGCACCUUAGUUUCCAGACGGAUCUUCAUGGGGUUAUUCAACUUGGUCUUCUUGAUGUUCCUUGGCUCCCCUUCCUUAUAAAGUCCUAUAUCAGUGAGCAGAUGCAUGACACCGAAAGCAUGACUACUCCCGAUCCCACCUACGCAGUGACACCCCGUACUCUAGAAUUAGCCAAAGAAGGUUUCUUGCCAGGUGGCCACAGUGCCACCGUGGCUGCAAAUGCCGUAAGUACGGCCUCACCAAUCGUCAAGGACCUACGUGGGUAUGAUGUGAUCCAUUGGAAUCUCUCGCCUGAAUGUCGUCUACUCUUGGCUUCCAAUAUCGACGUGCCAGCCUUCGACAAGUUUCUGGAGAACAUCGGUUUCCACAGAGCUCGGACUACUAUCCCCAAGUGGUUGCAGCGUGGCGUACUCGAUCACUUGGAUUCGGCAGUGGCCGGUCUGGUGCACGCGUCUUUGCAGUUGGCUGAUGAACAAAGCAAAGAUCAGAAGAGAGAAGAAAUGUCAGAACAAAAAUUACAUGAAUGCAACCUUCUGGAGUAUUAG
This is a messenger RNA of Hydatigera taeniaeformis, 16914 nucleotides long. The record is from the annotation of a GenBank genome assembly. NCBI's taxonomy places the organism in Eukaryota, Metazoa, Platyhelminthes, Cestoda, Cyclophyllidea, Taeniidae.